Molecule: messenger RNA, 6573 nt
Organism: Fusarium coffeatum
Lineage: Eukaryota; Fungi; Ascomycota; Sordariomycetes; Hypocreales; Nectriaceae
Exons: 4
Coding region: 1-6573 (2190 amino acids)
Biological process (GO): nuclear-transcribed mRNA catabolic process, deadenylation-dependent decay
Cellular component (GO): CCR4-NOT core complex; P-body
Molecular function (GO): molecular adaptor activity
Source: RefSeq, a predicted model, not a curated record
AUGGUCCCACCACCUCGAGCGGGAUCAUUUUCGCCCAAUCCUGCGCAGACACUACAGACGGGUGCGAGCCAUUCACCCCACCCAUCGCAGGCUGCCAUUCUCAGUGCUGGCGCAAGUCCCAGCGCCAGCAGUCCAACGGGCACCAACUCUCUCACCAAAAUUGUUGUGGCCCAGGUCUAUCUUCUACUCAGCACUAUCAAAGAGGAUAAGGACCGUGCGAAGUGGGAACUACAGGUUGAUCAAUUGAAGAAGCUCAUCGAUGAUCACGGCAUGGAAGUCUUUUCAAAGUAUUUCACCCGGCUCGUUGCCGGCAAUGCGCCGCAAAUAUUCCCUGGCCUCAAUAGGCCUGUCUCAAAUCCCGGGAACUAUCAUAUCCUCGUGGGCGAGAUGCGAAAGAUUUCACAUGAUGUCAAUCAAGCAAGCAAAAUCGCCGAGUCAAUCGAAAGCGGCACCGAAGACAUUUUCCGCGACUUUGAUCUCUCAACUUUUAUGGAACAUUUUAAGCUCGAUGCGUUAGAGAAGACAUUGUUAGCUUUGGCAUUCAAGCUUGGUUCUCGGGUAGAUCUGAAGACAAAGGCCGAUGCUAUAUUAUCCACCAACUUCCCCUCUUUCCUCGACAUUAUUUCUCGACCUACCCUUGACGCCCACGCCGACCUAUCUCCUCCUUUCAUCGCCAUGAUCCUGGAACGAUUUCUUCAGUACCACCCUCCCAGCUUUAAUGAGUCUGCCGAACUCGAUCUCGAGGUUGCUGUCACGAAGCGAUGGCUCGGUCAGACCCCGGAGCAAACACCACCGUCCGAGAUUCUUGCGGCCCUCGAUCUUAGCAGAGUGCUUGCUGAUCGACCUUCCAAUGGGCUGGUCAAGUACAUCCAGAAGAUUGGGGCUGAAUUCACCCGGGAUGAGGAAACCUGUGUCUCGUACUUACAGAAUCGACCCAGCAGCCUGCAAAUAGUCCCCGAACAGAUCUCAGCCGCCAUGACCUUUACAGCCAUCAGCCAAACUCCUCAACAAGAUCCCAGUAUCUUGGUUGCCGCGUUGAGACGGGUACUUCCGAAGACAUUUGAUUGGAUGGAGGUAAUAGUCUUGUUCGAUCAACCUUCUGCUCGGGUAUCUUCCCCGCAGUUUCUGCGUCUCUACCAAGCAUUUCUACCCAUUGCGCAGGAUUCUAAGACUGGUUUCGAUAUUCAGAGGCUAUGGGGCGGUGUCUGGAGAAACCCAGAGGCUCAGCUCUCUUUUGUUAGUGCCUAUGCCUCUUUAGUUCCGGAACAGCUGGACGCGACGACAAUCCCUGGGCUUCAGCGCAGCAUCACCAUCGACGAUUACGCCAAUUCGCCUCACAAUGUCCAAGAACGAGCCGCUGUUGCUGUCAAGCAUCCGCUCGUUUCCGUUGCCGCACUUUCCUCUAUCUUCAACGUUGCGCUCAGUUCUGUCAUGGCUUCCACUAGUAUUGAAGCCAAAAGGCUGUUCCAAGAAGUGGUAGUACCUAAUUUGGACAUUUUCUUAGUGUCUGCCUUCGAGGUUCCCCGACAACACUGGGCUCCCAUGGCCGUGGAAACUCUAGGCUCCUUGUUUGAGAACUUCCUCUACAAACGCUCGCCUGAAUACGACUUUGUUCUCGAUAGCCUGUGGAGGAAGGAUAAGGAUUGGGUGAUCCAACGCUUGAUUGAUGCACAUGCCAUCAAGCCGGUGGAUCUUCCGCUUGUUUUCGAACAUGCAGUGAAGCACAACUGGCUGGACUCGCUCGUGUACCUACCCAACGGUUUCGGAAUUGACUUGGCUGCUCUGGCACAUGCCGAAGGAUACCUGGAUCUGUCCAAUUGGGCACGCAAUAAUGCUGAACGGAGCAACGAAAUCUCCCGUACUCUUCUACAGUUCCUAUUGAUCAAGGCCAAUCUGGAAAGCCAAUAUCAACGGGGCGGAGCCGAUGGUCAACCUGCUAUUAAGAAUUCUACCACGCUCCAAGUCCGUACGGUAUCCGCAUUGCUACGGAUUCUCGAGGACUUUUUGCCUAGCACUCCGAUUCCUGAACUGACUAUGGUUCAGCGACACUGUAUCAUCGCCUACCCACGGUUGAUCAAUUAUGGCGAAGGCUACGACGACAUCAUUGACGCUAACGGGAAGGAUGGGAACGCUUUGUCGCCAAUUGCCAACGGCAAGAUGGAAGAACAUUACAAAAAGAUGUACAGCGAAGAAGUGCAGGUUCGGAACAUCGUCGAGGUUUUGAAUCAGUACAAGCACUCCAGGGACCCUCUCGAUCAAGACGUCUUUGCCUGUAUGAUUCAUGGGCUCUUCGAUGAGUAUAAUCAUUAUGGGGAUUAUCCAUUGGAGGCCCUCGCUACUACCGCGGUUCUCUUUGGUGGCAUUAUCUCACAUAAGCUUGUUUCCAACCUACCUCUUCAAAUUGGAUUGGGCAUGAUCUUGGAAGCCGUCCGGGAUCAUUCUCAAGAGGAUCCUAUGUACAAAUUCGGUCUUCAGGCACUAAUGCAGCUGUUUGUUCGGUUUCGAGAGUGGCCUACCUUUUGCAGACAGCUUUGCCAAAUUCAAGGACUUCAUAACACAGAGGCUUUCAGAAAGGCAGAGGAGGUGGUGCGUGAGCACGAGGAGGAGCUUUCGCGAGGGCGCAACGGUGCCGGGACGCCCCAUGGGCUAAGUUACCAAGGCGAGGCAUUCCCGAACGGCAACGCUGAAGAGCUUGCGAGCGCCGAUCGCCAAGCACCAGCAUUCGCUUCUCUUAAUGUCGACCCGCCACCUCCCGACGUUGAAUACGAAGAUCCGGAUGAGGGUGCCCAGGACAAGGUACAGUUUGUUCUCAACAACAUUACCGAGGGGACGCUUCAGGGGAUGUGUCAAGAGCUGCGAGAAACGAUGGAACGCCGUCACCAACAGUGGUUUGCCAGUCAUUUGGUCGAGGAACGCGCCAAGAUGCAGCCAAACUACCAUCACGUGUAUCUCGAACUGGUGAGGCUGCUCGAGGAUAAGUCUCUUUGGAGUGAGGUUUUACGAGAAACCUAUAUUAGCGUUUGCCGGAUGUUGAACUCGGAGGCGACAAUGCAAAACUCGACCGAAAGGACUCACCUCAAGAAUCUGGGUGGCUGGUUAGGUCUCCUAACUCUGGCACGCGACCGCCCCAUCAAGCACAAGAAUAUCGCAUUUAAGCAACUUCUGAUCGAGGCGCACGAUACAAAAAGGCUGAUUGUUGUCAUACCUUUCGUUUGUAAAGUAUUGACGCAAGGCGCCACAUCGGCAGUCUUCAGGCCUCCGAACCCCUGGCUAAUGGAUAUCAUCCAUUUGCUGAUUGAGCUCUACCAUCAUGCUGAACUAAAGCUUAACCUGAAGUUCGAAAUUGAGGUUUUGUGCAAGGGCCUGAACCUUGAUCAUAAGAGCAUUGAGCCCUCUGGGGAGAUUUUGAACCGGCCUGUCGUCGUUGAAGAACCAGCUGAUGUCUUGCCAACCGAACAGCUCGACGCUUUCGAGAACCUGUCGCUGAAUGGCAUCGGUCCCGCUGUUGGCACUGGACUAUCGCCUCAAGCGCUCGCCCCAACCAUCCCAGAUCUUGGUCCAUUAAUCAAUAUUCCUCCCACUAAUGAGAUGGUUGUUAGCACCACCAGGCUUCACGAGAUUGUGCGUACGGCGCUCAGCCGUGCCCUGCAAGACAUAAUCCAGCCUGUCGUUGAUCGAUCAGUUACUAUUGCAGCGAUCUCAACUCAGCAAAUGAUCCACAAGGACUUUGCUAUUGAGCCUGACGAGAAUCGCGUACGAACCUCCGCUGUCAGUAUGGUGAAGGCCACGGCCGGCAGCCUGGCUCUCGUUACCUCAAAGGAGCCCCUUCGUGCCAACUUUACCAACUAUAUGCGAAACCUUUCGAACGAUCUUCCUCAGGGGCUUCCCGAGGGCACAAUCAUUAUGUGCGUCAAUUCCAAUUUGGAUCUAGCCUGCAACAUUAUCGAAAAGCAGGCCGAAGAGCGAGCUGUUCCCGAGAUUGAGGAGAUGAUCGAAUCCGAGCUUGAAGCCCGUCGACGGCACCGCAAUCACAGGCCCAAUGAACCUUAUUUCGACUCUGGCCUCAGCCGGUGGGCCAUGGCUAUACCUCACCCAUACAAGCUUUCGCCCAAUAUUAACGGAUUGAAUCAGGAGCAAAUGGCCAUAUAUGAAGAUUUUGCUCGUCAACCACGCAGCGCCACCCUCCCCACUCCCUCCCAUGGUCAGUCAGCCUCUGAUGCUACGAGAUCGAUGGCGAACGAGGUCUUGCAGGAGCCAUUUACUACUGUUCCCAACAUUCCAACACCUGCAGAAACUCCUUCGAUCCAGCAACAUCUGGGUGCUCAGAUGCAACAACCUUAUGCACCUGUUCACAGCGGGGCUAACGCCAUGUCUAACGGAAGGUCGCCUGGCUUCCAACUGAAUGUUCAGAACAUGGCUGAGCGAGUCAACAAAUUGCUCCAGGAACUUGUCAGGGUGGCUAGUGAAGCACCCGAGGAACAUUUCCAAGGCUUGCCACGACCUCAUUCGCUUUUGGAUGUUGUCGAUGCGCUUGUCCAGCUCAUCAUUAAGACAUCUCAGAGCUCUGAGGAAUUUGCUAUCUACGCUGCUGAGCAAAUCAUCGGUCUCAUUUUCGCGCAGGUGGACGACAACUUAACUCUUGAAAGCUUGGUUCAUGUAUUGGAGACACUGAGAAAGAUCUCCGGUCCUGCUCUUAACAGCCGCAUCCGUACUCUCUUCGCCCAGCAGCCCGGAUCUACCUUCUUGAACCUACCUUUACUCGCAGCUCUGGUUAGAACGGAUCUACUGGAGUGGAGAAGCAUUGAUUUGGCCAUGUCUAAAGCACUCCAAGCUCGCAAGGAGGGUUCUCUCGAUUUCUUGGAGCACAUGCUGGAUCUUACCCUUCUCGACGCUCGACCAAUUGCUCUCUACGCCGACUUUGCUUCUACCUUAGAGGCGGCGUGGGCUUGGAUCUUGGAGGAUACUGACUCCUCUGCCGGCCAACGAAUCAAGUCGAAGCUAAUCAACUCAGGCCUUACACGCCCAACACCAGUCGAUAACCAAGCUCUCUACAAACACGACCAGAUAGAGUAUGUUUUCGAGGAAUGGAUUCGCCUUUGCCACAACAACAAUGCAUCAGAUAAGAUUGUCACUGCAUUCGUGCAACAGCUGCAGAUGGGCCAGGUUCUGCAAACCCGAAGCGACUUUUUUGUCUUCAUCCGCAUCGCGCUUGAUCUCUCUGCAGACCGUUUUGAGUACAUUGUCCGCACAGGACCUAUUGGCGAUGCCUACUUGAUGGUGGAUGCGCUCUCCAAGCUCAUCGGAACUUUUAUCGGCAUGGGUUUCGAACCGACAUCCACUCGGCCAGCCUUCAUCGACUCAGUUCUUUCGCUCAUUGAGCUUAUCCUUAACAACCACCAUGUGAAGCGCGGAGAGGAUUUGAACCAAAAGGUUUUCUUCCGCCUCUUGUCUAUGCUUUUCCAUGAGAUCCAGGCCAUUUCCGAGACCUUGUCAGAUGACGAACGCCGAGAGGUUCUGAUCAAGGUUGCAGCUCGACUCAACAGAAUGGGGCCUGUGUUUAUUCCUGGCUUUAUCUAUGGCUGGCUGUCCCUUGUUCAACACCGCGCAUUCAUGCCUGCGAUUCUGCAGUUGCCCGACGGUGCCGGCUGGGGACCCUUCGUCAACCUCGUUUGCCAGUUGCUUGAUACUCUGGGUAAUCAACUUAAGGUAUUCGAGGUCUCCAACAUUGCAAAGGAUAUUUAUCGCGCUACCUUCAAGCUCCUUGUCGUUCUGUACCACGACUUCCCAGAGUUUGUUGCAGCUAAUCACGUCAAGCUUUGCGCUAGCAUUCCACCUCAUUGUACCCAGCUGCUUAACGCUGUCGUGGCUGCCAGCCCUCACCACCAAAUGUCAAGAUUUGGUGAUGCUAGUACCAAAGACCAGACUGACGAGGCGCGCGUUCAUCCUGGUCUUAUACACGAUGCUGUCUCCGUCCUCCAGGCUUAUGGACUAUUCGAUGCCAUCGAUCAAGCGCUUCAGAGUGGCCCAACAGAAGACAUCGCCGCGAAUAUUACACGUGCCAUGCAACUGGAAGUUCCUAAAACGACUACAUACGGACAUGUUCCUGUUUCUGCUAAUACCGCGGUCAUUGAUGCUAUUGUCGUUUAUACCGGACAGCACGCAGCGGAGAAGGCGGCGCAAGCGGGUACUGCGAUUUCUGUGACCAGUGACGAGCAUGAAGUGUACCUUCUUGAUCUGAUCAUUCAUGAGCUCACGGCAGAGGUCAGAUACUAUCUCCUUGUCAGUAUGGUCAACCAACUCAGGUUUCCAAACGCGCACACCACUUUCUACCGACAGACACUUCUGUUCCUUUUCGGCAAGGACCUUAGCGAUCCCGAAGAGACCGAAAUCCGUCAGGAGAUCACCCGAGUGUUGCUUGAGCGACUAGUUAGUUAUUGGCCUCAGCCAUGGGGUCUUCUAUGCACUGUUGUGGAGCUCAUGAAGAACGAAAAGUACAUGUUCUUCGAUCUCCCCUUUAUCAAGGCAACUCCUGAUGUUGCCGAGAAAUUUUCACGGGUACUUUCACAGACUUAA